AUGAACUUGAAAAAAAUUAAAGUCCGGGCGGAGUUCUGGGAGAUGUCGUAUGAAAUGAAGCUCUGGCGCUUCAAUGGAAAGGCAGGUAUUCUCGUGAAGCAGGGAUUAUCCAAACAAGAAUACGUCGUCUUCAGUUCUUGUUUUCUCAUUUAUGCGCCCUUCAUCUUUCCGAAUCCACUCAGACUUAAGAACCUCCUGCAUCCUUGCGAAAUGUUUCAUGUGAAAUCGCCUUUCCAGCGCUUGCAGCCGAUGCAAUACGUAUUCCCUUUCGGCAAUGUGAUCGUUUGUGAGUUCCCUGGAAACUAUGGAAAUCGGCCAGAGGAGCGCAUUCUCGAAGACAGAACCUUCACGAAGUUGCGAGAUUUGAUAGAUUGCUUGGGAGGAGAGGUAAGCGGUGUCAAACGUAUGCCUCGCAUCUGCAUCUUGGUUGCACCUUUGGCGCGUGGCUCGGAUAAGAUAAACUCUCGCUGA
Molecule: messenger RNA, 471 nt
Organism: Penicillium lagena
Lineage: Eukaryota; Fungi; Ascomycota; Eurotiomycetes; Eurotiales; Aspergillaceae
Exons: 1
Coding region: 1-471 (156 amino acids)
Source: RefSeq, a predicted model, not a curated record